Diaporthe citri is the source of this 810-nucleotide messenger RNA. RefSeq lists its product as uncharacterized. NCBI's taxonomy places the organism in Eukaryota, Fungi, Ascomycota, Sordariomycetes, Diaporthales, Diaporthaceae. Bases 1 to 810 code for a protein of 269 amino acids. The transcript has a single exon. Gene Ontology annotation, molecular function: hydrolase activity, acting on halide bonds, in C-halide compounds. The record is from RefSeq and is a predicted model, not a curated record.
AUGCCACCCACGAAGUCAAAGAUAGUAAUCGCCUUCGACCUCUACGGGACCAUCCUCUCCACCGAGUCCAUCGCAAAGGACCUGGCCACCCACCUCAACAUCAGCAGGCCCAAGGCCCAGGCCGUCGCGGCAAAGUGGCGCCAGUACCAGCUCGAGUACACCUGGCGCAUCACCGCCAUGGGCACCUACAAGCCCUUCGACAAGAUCACCCGCGCGGCCCUCCGGCACGCGGCCGCAGAGCUCGAGGGGAUCGACGUCCCGGACGGGGCGGCCGAGCGGCUCAUGGCCGCCUACGACGCGCUGGCCGUGUUCCCGGAUGUGCCCGCGGGGCUGAGGGCGGUGCAGCAGAACCAGCGGGGCAGGGCCGGCGCGCCGGAUGUCGAGGCCGUCAUCUUCAGCAACGGCACCGAGAGGAUGCUGAGCACCUCGGUCGGGUCGUCGCCCGACCUGAAGCCGUUUGUGAGUGGCGGCGGAGGCAGUGGCGGGCUAUUUAAGAAGCUCGUCACCGUCGACGAGGUGCGGACGUACAAGCCCACCGCACAGGCCUACAGCCAUCUGCAGGCCGAGGCCGACGAGGACAACGACGCGGUGGUGUGGCUCGUCAGUGCGAACCCGUUCGACGUGGCUGGGGCCCGGAGCGUCGGGCUGAGGAGCGCGUGGAUCGACCGCGCUGGGACUGGCUGGGUUGACCGGCUGGGAGAGGCCAUUUUCGGGGUUGGGGAUGAUGUGCGUAAGCGACGGGCUAGACCGACUGUUAUCGCCAAGGGCGUGGACCAGGCAGUUCAGGAGAUAUUGAACAUUGGCAUAUGA